Cryptotermes secundus is the source of this 2771-nucleotide messenger RNA. It is a transcript of the gene Slh, whose product is annotated as protein sly1 homolog. Gene Ontology annotation, cellular component: cytosol; Golgi membrane. The coding region runs from base 83 to 1993 and encodes 636 amino acids. Gene Ontology annotation, biological process: intracellular protein transport; endoplasmic reticulum to Golgi vesicle-mediated transport. Gene Ontology annotation, molecular function: syntaxin binding. The transcript is spliced from 14 exons. Lineage: Eukaryota; Metazoa; Arthropoda; Insecta; Blattodea; Kalotermitidae. The record is from RefSeq and is a predicted model, not a curated record.
UGUACGUACACGUCAUCUACGUCAUUCUAUGUAGAUUCAAUGAAAUAGCAAUUGCUUGGUGUGAGAGGAGGUUAUUAUAAACAUGGUGACAUUAAGAGAAAAACAGAUAGGUGCAUUGAAACAAAUGCUGAAUCUUAAUCAGCCACAGACUAAAACAUUAGCAGGAGAACCAGUGUGGAAGAUAUUAAUUUAUGAUCGCUGUGGUCAAGAUAUUAUAUCUCCAUUGGUUUCAAUUAAAGAGCUGCGAGAACUGGGAGUAACAUUACACGUACAACUUCAUUCAGACCGAGAUCCAAUCCCUGAUGUCCCAGCAGUGUAUUUCUGUCUUCCAACAGAAGAAAAUUUGGGUCGUAUUGGACAGGACUUACAGAAUAAUCUGUAUGAUACUUACCAUCUAAAUUUCAUCUCUCCCAUAUCAAGACAGAGGCUUGAAGAUUUGGCAGCUGCAGCACUGCAAGCAAAUUGUGUGUCACAGAUACAGAAGGUUUUUGAUCAGUACCUGAAUUUCAUUUCCUUGGAGGAUGAUAUGUUUAUCCUGAAACAUCAAAAUAGUGAAGCCAUCUCAUAUUAUGCAAUAAACCGGGGUGAAAUUAAGGACACAGAAAUGGAGACCAUUAUGGACACAAUAGUUGACAGCUUAUUCUCAGUAUUUGCAACAUUAGGUACUGUUCCGGUGAUUAGGAGUCCUCGUGGUAAUGCUGCUGAGAUGGUUGCAGAGAAACUGGACAAAAAAUUACGUGAGAAUCUGAGAGACACUCGUAACAGCCUGUUCCUCAUGGAUGCUGCAUCUCAAAGUGGGGGGCAUUUUAAUUUUCAGCGGCCAGUACUUAUUGUCCUGGAUCGCAAUGUUGAUAUGGCAACACCCCUUCAUCACACAUGGACAUACCAGGCAUUAGCACAUGAUGUUUUGGAUUUGACUCUUAAUCGAGUAGUGGUUGAAGAGAAUGUAGGUCGUUCUCCAGCCGGUGGUGCCAAAAUGAAAACUCGUGCCUGUGACCUGGAUUCACGAGACAGGUUCUGGAUGGCCCACAAAGGUAGUCCAUUUCCCACUGUAGCAGAAGCUAUACAGGAAGAGUUGGAACAGUACAGAUCAUCAGAAGAGGAAGUGAAGAGACUGAAAGCAUCAAUGGGGAUUGACAAUGAGAGUGAUGCAGCAUUUUCCAUGGUAACAGACAACACUGCUCGUCUCACAUCAGCUGUCAAUUCUCUGCCUCAGCUUCUCGAUAAGAAGAGACUUAUUGACAUGCAUACGACUGUUGCAUCUGCAAUCCUGAAUUAUAUCAAAUCUCGUAGACUGGACACACUGUUUGAGUUUGAGGAGAAGGUGAUGAGUAAAGCUGCCAACCUGGACCGCAGCAUCAUGGAGCUUCUAACAGAUUCAGAUGCUGGUAACCCAGAAGACAAGAUGAGACUGUUUCUAAUUUUCUAUAUAUGUUCACAUUCUGUGUCAAAGGAUGAGCUCGACCGCUAUGCUACUGCUCUGCAAAAUGCUGGUUGUGACCUUCAACCACUGUCUUAUAUCAAGAGGUGGAAAGCAUAUGCCAAGAUGGCGGCAUCAUCAAACCAGUAUGUUGGAGGUGGAACCAAGACAGUCGGAAUGUUCUCAAAGCUGGUUUCUCAGGGUUCAUCCUUUGUUAUGGAGGGGGUAAAGAACUUGGUUAUCAAGAGACAUAAUUUACCAGUGACAAGAAUUGUUGAUGAAAUAAUGGAAAUGAAGACUUCACAAGAAACAGAGGAUUAUCGAUAUUUUGAUCCCAAACAGCUGCGAGUAACAGACAGUUCCCAGAUUCCCCGCAACCGGACUCCAUUCCAAGAAGCUAUUGUAUUCAUGGUUGGUGGUGGAAAUUACAUUGAAUAUCAAAAUCUGGUUGAUUAUACGAAGGGAAAAGCCGGUGGACCAACCAGUAAGAGAGUUAUUUAUGGUGCAUCGACAUUAAAUAAUGCAAAACAAUUCCUUCAGCAACUCUCUCUGUUGGGGCAAGAACUUCAAUGACUUGAGCAUCAGCUAUGUGUAAAGAUAAUGUAUUCUAAGGGAACUGCAUUAAAAGAAAUGUGUACAGCCCAAGAAAUGUAAUGUUGUCAACUUGAGAGUCCUAUCAUAAUAUCACAUGAUGUUACUGCCUGAAAUAUAAGUAAGGUUUGUUGCUGUAGUGUCAGAGGCAUGUGAACAUUCCAAAUGUAACAUGGAAGAAUACAGUACUUUGUUAUUCAUUACAGACAUUAGUCAUAGUAGGCAUUAAACGCUAGUGACACAAACCGUGCUCACAAUGAGAUUCUUGUUAAUAUUUAAUUCAAGAACUGCUGCAUUUUGUCUAUGUCCCAAAGUUGAAAUAAUUAAAUAAUGGUUACAGCAGUUGUUUUGCCAAUAUUUCCAUUUACUUGUAAAACAGUCCAAGAAAAAACUUGACUUGAAAGUAUUUUAACCUCAUAGAGAUAAAACAAAAAGAGAAAAAUCAUUGGCAAAUUUCUCUUCUUAUACUUUUGUUAUGGUUAGAGUAGACUUGAUUUAUAGCUUGGAGAAUACACAUAUAAAUACAUAUAUAGUUUGGCAGGGACAGUGAGAAGGCCAAGAAGAAGGUGUGAGGAUAAUGUUCACGUACUCCUUAGAUAAAUACAUUUUGGUAGCACGAACUGAACUUUAUAGUCUGGUAAGUACGAAUGUUUCGGGUGAAUGAUGAGAAAAGCCAAAUGUGUGUAUUUGGGAAAUUCCCAUCUUUUUUUCUCUUACCUACGUAACAGCAAAAAUUAAAUCAACUGUUAUCCUGUGUUUU